CUUAAACUCCACAAAAAAAAAAAAAAAAAGAGAAAAAAAUUACACUCCCAAAAAAUGGUCUUUUCCUCCAACCCAUUAUCUCUCAGUGUCCCCGACCCAACCUUCGAAACAUGGCUCCGUGACUCCGGCUACCUCAACGUCAUCGACGACCACCAGUCCGCCGCCGCAGCCACCGACCGUUCCUCAACAAUUACCGAAUCGACUACCAACAUCCCGAUCACCGGCUUCCUUUGGGGCUAUUUGGUCUCUUUUUUUUCUCAUUUAUGGAUUCUGCUCUCCCUUUUCACGCUUAACCCAUUCUCCAAGCUCACCACCAACGAUUUCUCCGGCGAAACUCCGUCUUGGACUCAAGGGUUUUUCGGGGAUUGUGGAUCCUACUCGUUUCCAGCUGCGGUUUCUCAGGCCAGGCUCAGGGUUCAUGAGAAUGUUAAGCGUUAUGCUCGGAAUUAUGCCUCGCUUUUUAUUCUCUUCUUUGCUUGUUCUUUGUAUCAGCUGCCACUUGCACUUGUUGGGUUGAUAUCAAGUUUGGCACUCUGGGAUUUGUUCAGGUUCCUUAGUGAUAAAUGGGGAUUGGAUGGAUUUCCUGCCACUCAACAGGUCUUAAUUCGCAUAGCGCAGUGUGCUACUGCAAUUAUUUUGAUAUGGUUGAAUGUUCAAAUGGCUCUAUGCUGUGCCCUCGGUGUCAGUUAUAUAGUUAUGAUUUUGCAUGCUGCAUUUCGGAAGCUGACUCCAGUAAAGCAACCUUCUCAAGGUAGACGGAAAUAGGAAAUCGCAUCAAACUAAACAAGCAUACGAGCAACCCCAGAAUGUGGUUUUAUUUUGCAGCCAAGAAAUCAUCAGCUUUUCUUCAAUGAGAUAGGGAAACAACCUCUGUAAAGCAUAACAGCUUAUAUGCUAGAUGAUGCUUGUGUGAUUCUAAUCCUGGUCAGCACAUGUAAAAUGGCAGAAAAGGAAAAUGCACUAUUACUCAAUAAACAUGUGAUAGAAGAUCUUGUUUUGCAGUGUAUCAACCAUAUGCUGAUAGCUCUUACUAUAACCUGUAAUGUUGUUUUGCUGGUUUUAACUUGGUAUAUUACGACGAGAAAGCUCAUGCACCUACUUUUUGCCCAGAAGUUGGCUAAUUCAUGCAUAGUUUGCAGUUCUCCAGCUCCUGGGGGUCAACACCCUAAACUUUGCUAGUUGCAGAACUUGAAUAGAAUUUGAAGAGGUGAAUAUGCAUUAAAUUCCUAACUUUUUUUGUGCCUGUAAUCUUAGGUCGC
Molecule: messenger RNA, 1259 nt
Organism: Theobroma umbraticum
Lineage: Eukaryota; Viridiplantae; Streptophyta; Magnoliopsida; Malvales; Malvaceae
Gene: PRA1.H
Product: prenylated RAB acceptor 1.H
Biological process (GO): vesicle-mediated transport
Cellular component (GO): Golgi apparatus; endoplasmic reticulum
Source: RefSeq, a predicted model, not a curated record